Patella vulgata (common limpet) is the source of this 2122-nucleotide messenger RNA. Its product is annotated as transcription factor AP-2-beta. Gene Ontology annotation, cellular component: nucleus. The transcript has 7 exons. The record is from RefSeq and is a predicted model, not a curated record. Bases 204 to 1538 code for a protein of 444 amino acids. Lineage: Eukaryota; Metazoa; Mollusca; Gastropoda; Patellidae. Gene Ontology annotation, molecular function: DNA-binding transcription factor activity, RNA polymerase II-specific; RNA polymerase II transcription regulatory region sequence-specific DNA binding. Gene Ontology annotation, biological process: anatomical structure development; regulation of transcription by RNA polymerase II; regulation of cell population proliferation.
GGGAUAGCUUCAAGAUUAACCUGGGGGACACAGACACACGAAUCUCAUAAUAACUCUCUUUAAACCCUCAAAACACGGACUCUUUCGCCGUUAGCAGACGACAUUCUGGACGUAGUGGAAAUAGUCCCGUAACCAGCCAUUCCUCUAUCUAUAGCCUGUAUUAUAUAUCAUAGUGCUGUAGUGAUCAGAGGAAUCAUUUACAAAUGUCGUUCAUAGCUCUGGAGUCUCAAGGAUGGCAGGACCGGCGGUCGGAUUUGGUGUGCAGUCAGAGUGGACUGGGACAACUCGUCAGUUCAACCUCAGGGUCAUUUUCCACUGCUCCGCGCCUCUCCCAUACCCCAACCACAGACUUCCAACCGCCUUAUUUCCCCCCACCCUAUAAUAUUCCCACACAACAGCCUGUAGAAUUUCACCCCUCAGUUAGUGCCGAUCCCUAUGCACAUUUGAACAGUUUCCAUCAAGCUCCACAACAUCAUUAUAACCAACUUCAUAGCAGUGACAGAAAUGUAUUACGACAUAGAGAUGACAUACACAACAUGCACCAUGGAUUCCCAGGAAUGUACGAUACACGACGAACAGAUUACAGUGGAGUUCGACGACCAGAGGUUUUCAUGCAUGGGGGACACCCAGGACUCACCCUCGGGGAACAAGAUCCAUCCCUCCUCGGUCUUCAUCACGGCAAUCCACUCUCAGCAAUCGAUGACGGAGGACAGGUCAAUAUUGAAGACACAUCACAUUAUAUCACAGGGAAUGAACAAAAUUCUGUCAUACGAAAAGCUGGGAUAAGACCAAAAAAUGAACACAAUAAAGAUUUGGUUAUAUCUGGCGUUACAGCUCCUACCGAUGUCUUCUGUUCCGUUCCUGGCCGUUUGUCACUUCUCAGUUCAACAUCAAAAUAUAAAGUCACAGUCGCCGAAGUUCAGAGGCGAUUGUCUCCCCCUGAAUGUCUCAACGCAUCUCUACUAGGUGGCGUGUUAAGAAGGGCGAAAUCCAAAAAUGGAGGUCGGUCUCUCAGAGAAAAAUUGGAAAAAAUAGGGUUGAAUCUGCCUGCCGGUAGACGAAAAGCAGCCAAUGUUACAUUAUUGUCUUCAUUAGUUGAAGGAGAGUCAAUACGACUAGCUAGAGAUUUCGGCUAUAUUUGUGAAACAGAAUUUCCCUCCCGACAAUGUGCUGAGUAUAAUUUACGCCAGUACUGCGACCCUAACGAUACACAUACUAGAAAAAAUAUGGUGCUAGCUACAAAAACAAUGUUAAAGGAAAUGAUUGAUCUUCUAAACCAGGAUCGAUCGCCUCUAGGAAACACCCGGCCAACACCGAUUCUAGAACCUAAUAUUCAAAGACAUCUCACCCACUUCAGUCUUCUAACGCACGGCUUUGGUGCCCCAGCCGUUCUAGCAGCGCUAACAGCAGUGCAAAAUUAUAUGAACGAAAUGUUGAAAUUAUUGGACAAAAAUUUCCCCGCUAAUCAGAACUCUCAAGGCAAUAACCCAUUAGAAACAAAACCGACGAAAGAAAAGGACGAAAAUCGCCGCGAGUGACAACAGAUUUAUAUAUUAACAUAGAUACAUAUAUAUUAUAUAUAUUUUCUAUAGGUGUAAUACAUGUUAUUACCGUAUCAUAAUAUAAGACUUGAGUAUUUUCAAAUAUGGCUGCCAAAUGAUUGUGCCGUGCUGGAAAUAAGAUGUGUUGUGAUAGUCGUGCAUAAUGUGUAGGAUGAUCGUGUAUAUCAAGAAUGCUGCAAUAAAGUGGAGAGAAAUAUUAUAGAUGACAGUUUAUAUGGACUAAAAAUUGAAGUGCUUUCCCUAUAACGCCAAAAAGGCUAAGCAUUCCAUAUAUCAAAUAGUAUGUGGAAACAGACUAUAGUUUAAGGCACUUUGAAAGUUUUUUGACUCUAUUUAUUUUUUCUUGCCCUGUGCAAUGUUACCUCUCACAACUAUGUCGUUAUGGUGCAAUUGAGAUGUUUGUUUGUUCAAUAUUGAAGGUUUCUGAAUUGAUAUAAAAUGGAAAUGUUUAAAACUAGUAUUACCGUAUAUUAUGUUCAAUUUCUUCUUUUUAUUUUUCUGUUUUACAAAUUUAAUUUUCUAUAAGAGAAAAAUUUAAUUAAAAAUCUUUUUUUUUUCAA